AAUACACAGGAGAUAGCGUGUGUGCAUGCUUCCUAUCAGAACAAGGCAGCCUUUAAUUACUGCAGAUAAUACUUAAUUAUGCUCAUCUUACUUUUUCUCACUGUUUGUGGAAGUAGCAUCGGCGUGGAGAGCCUCCCGUUGCCCGACUCUGGUCCACAUUUGGCAAAUGACUGGAGUGAAGCCGUCCGGCUACGACAUCUGUACGCAGCCAGACAUGGCUUUCAUCUGCAAAUAAACACAGACGGAGAAAUCAGUGGAUCACACAUGCAAAGCUCGGACAGUCUGAUGGAGAUAUGGCCAGUGGACACAGGCUGCGUAGCCAUUAAAGGGGUUGCAAGCUCCCGAUUUCUUUGCAUGGAAAAACUGGGAAACCUGUACGGAUCGCACACUUACACUAAAGAGGACUGCUCUUUUUUGGAACGCAUCCUUCCAGACGGCUACAACGUCUACUUCUCGAGCAAACACGGAGCUCUUGUGACUCUAAGUGGUGCGAAAAGCAAGGUGCACAGUUAUGAUGGGACUUCUGCAUCCCAGUUCCUCCCCAUGGUGAACACACUUCUGGAAGAACCUACCAAACAGCACUCAGGGGAACAGCGCUCUCAUGUUAACCAUGGACAGGACCAUCAGUUAGGCUUUGAAAUAGACAGUAUGGACCCUUUCGGAAAGAUCUCUCAAAUAGUGAUCCAGAGUCCCAGCUUUAACAAAAGAUGAGGAGUGAUUGAUCUCUUGUGGACGUUCAAAGAAAACGACCUGAGGUCAAGAAAUAGAAGACUGUAGAAAAUCAGUCCUGCCACGAGGGUCAGGGCAAGACUUUCUGAAAAAGAAAAUGCUGGGUCCAGUACAAGCUAACUGCACACUGGAGAAAUGUAAUGCAGACUGCAAAGGAAAAGCAAAAUCACUCCAUAAGGUGAUGCUUAUGGUGCAUCACCUGCUGCUUGAAGUUAUUUAUUUUUCACAGUUUUUAACCAACAUGCUCUCUAUACAUUCUAAAACUUAUGUUAUAGUUAAUAUGUGCCUUUCUGUACUUCAUUUCCUAUAAGUGAAUGUUAUUUGUUCUUUACAAAAGAGGACAUUUCUACAGUGGUUAUAAGUACACUGUAAAAAAUCCAGGUUGCCUUAAAUUUUUAAGCUGAUUCAAAUUAACUUUGUGAAUCUACUGAACUUAUAAUAUGUUAAACUGACUUAAAACAGCUUGCAUAACUUAUAAAAUUAAGUUAGAACAUGAUUAACUUAAUUUAAUAAGUUACAAUGACCUAAAAUUAUUUACAGUGUAUAACACAAAUCUUGAUAUACAAGUAGUCAACAUUUGAAAUGAAUCAAAACUUUUAAUCAAAGUUGUCUUUAAACUAUAUAAAAAAAAAACACCCAUUCUUUUUUUAAGACAAUUUAGAUUUUUUAGUCCACUUCAAAUAUUGAUUACUGUAUAUAUCACAAUAUACCUUACCCGUAAAUUCAGCCAAUUCAUAGUUUUUAAAUGCCGUCCACAUGACUAAUUUAGUCAUUCAUAAGUGAUUAUUUUUCUCAUUUUACACUGGAAGAAAGAUUUCAUUCAUCUGAUUACAAAAUGUAGGAUAAGCGUUCACAUCUACACUCCCGGUCAAAAGUUUGGGGUCAGUAGGAUUUUUAAAUGUAUUAAAAUAAGCUUCUCCUGCUCUCCAAGGCUGCAUUCAUUUAAUAAUAAU
Danio aesculapii is the source of this 1682-nucleotide messenger RNA. RefSeq names its product fibroblast growth factor 19 (gene fgf19). Bases 79 to 711 code for a protein of 210 amino acids. The record is from RefSeq and is a predicted model, not a curated record. Gene Ontology annotation, cellular component: cytoplasm; extracellular region. Gene Ontology annotation, biological process: positive regulation of gene expression; fibroblast growth factor receptor signaling pathway; regulation of cell migration. The transcript has 3 exons. Gene Ontology annotation, molecular function: fibroblast growth factor receptor binding; growth factor activity. Lineage: Eukaryota; Metazoa; Chordata; Actinopteri; Cypriniformes; Danionidae.